Molecule: messenger RNA, 2577 nt
Organism: Cutaneotrichosporon oleaginosum
Lineage: Eukaryota; Fungi; Basidiomycota; Tremellomycetes; Trichosporonales; Trichosporonaceae
Biological process (GO): protein phosphorylation
Cellular component (GO): nucleus; cytoplasm
Molecular function (GO): protein kinase activity; ATP binding
Source: RefSeq, a predicted model, not a curated record
ACAACAACAACCCAUUCCAUCCCGCCAACCCCAAGUCCACCGUCAUGGCUCCACCAAGCUACCUACACCGCCACCUUCUUUUAUCUGCUCUUCUCGACCGUCAAGAUCCACCACCUGCAGACGGCUUUGCCGUUCCAGGCCAAAGCAAUGAGGCAGGAUGCAAACUGGACGCCCUGUUGCUCCGGGGAUGGUCAACCAGCUCACGACGAGCCAAGCCUCAGGACAACGAUGUGUUGGCCAAUGCCGACAGUCUGCGGUUAAAGAAGAAUGACUUUGAAGUACUUGGCCGCGUGGGGGAAGGACAGUUUGGAGUGGUCGACGCCGUGCGCUGCAAGCUCAAUGGGCAAGUGUACGCUCUCAAGACCAUUGAGAAGCAUAUGGCUGUUCGCGCCGGACCCAACCUUGCACUUCCCUUUGAACGACACGUCCACAUUCUAGCGGCGCAGAGACCAUCACCCGCCCCUGCUCUCCUCACCGCCUUCCAGUCACCCAAUGCUCUCCAUCUUGUCACGGACUUUGCACCAUGCGGCUCCAUUUGGGACCGCAUAUGCGAGAAGCUGCCGGUGCCCGGGCUUGAUACCGGUCGACUGGACGAGACUGAAAUACAAUGGUGGGGCCGACAAAUGGUUGACGCCAUCCUGUGGGUCCACGAAGGGGGAUACGCACACCGCGACAUCAAGCCCCACAAUUUCCUCGUGCUCCCCGAUGGUCGACUGUGGCUUACCGACUUUGGCUCGGCUGCUCCCCUCAAUAGGGGGAAGGUGCCCCGCCGCUACUGCAUGCUACCUGUCGGCACGCCCGACUACAUUGCGCCCGAGGUGUUGCGCCUUGCCGAGGAUGCUAUGGUCGAAGCUGCCCAAUCGGCUCAGUCGGACUCGGACGAGGACGGCGACCGUACUGCCCGCCCGUCCGAUAUCACGGCGCCGGGGUACGGACCUGACGUCGAUUGGUGGUCUCUCGGUGCGACGUUGUACGAGAUGGGAGUCGGGCGAGCGCCGUUCUGGGCUCCUACAAUUGGGCCAACAUACGAGCGGAUCAUGCGCUGCGACCUGCGGCUGCCGGAGGGCCUCUCUCCACAAUUCAAAAGCCUUCUCUCCAGACUAUUGUGCAUGAACGACGUGCGACUGGGGACGACGGACUGUGCCGAUAUCAAGCGCCAUUCAUUCUUCCGAGGAAUCGACUGGACGAGGAAGCCAGGUCUCCCGCCGAAGGGAAUUGCGCUGGCGCCCAUCGACCUCGGAACGUUAGCCGAAUCGUUUGUCCACGAGUACGACGAGAUCACUGAGCGGACCUUUGACCACUUCUUCAACUCGCCUGGGCUUACCACCACGUCUGACUUAACGUCCAUGUCCAUGGCUGUGCCCGAGUCGACAUGGUUGCGGUGGGUCGGUUGGUCGUGGGCGCCUCAUGCCGAGUUCUUCGGGCCGGACAAGCCACUGAUCACCCUGGAGGCGGCAUCUCGAGCGUCUCGCCAAGCAUCCGCCCCACCAGCGACGCAAAUGUUUACGCCCCUUCGAGGUGGACUGCACGCCACUCCACCUACUGCACCUCGCAGCGCUCCCCGGUCGCUGCCUCGCACGCGAGAUGUCGCCGAACGCCAAGCGUUUGCUCAACUUCUUCGCUGCGUAGAGGCAAGUGCCAAGAAGAAGCUGGCCUCGACUCGUCCCAUCCCCGGCUCAGACUCGACGGUGUCCUCCAUUACUUCGCCCAUCAUGUGGCGCAAGGAGCAGCCACCCACCCCAACACCAAUGAGCCGCGAGACCACGACGCUCAAUGCGACUUUUACCUCAAAGGCAGGCGUCCCCGUCCCGCGUCCCCUCUCACGCACAUCCUCGCGCACCGACUUGCAGUCGCGCCCUUCCUCUCGCACAUCGGGGCAUAGCAGACAAGGCAGUGGCGCAUCGCGCACGAGCUUUGACGGCAGCCAGCCCGCAUCGCGCAGCGGGUCGUGGCGGCUCCGCGACUCAGCCUUUCUCGCCAAGCUUACAGCUGCCGCAGAGGUGAGGGACAAGCCGCUGCGGUCUCCCCCUAUCCUCGAGAACCUCGGCCAUCCAGCAGAGCGCCGCAGGGCCUCUUCGCUCUCGCAGAAUGUCGAGGCCGCGCGUCCCGGGGAGCGCCGCAAGUCGAUCUCGCAUGCGCCGCUACCGCAAGCCUCGUCUUCCCGGCAGCCUCUAGUUCCGAUUCAGGAGAGUCGCAAGUCGGUGACCUCCAAGCUCAGUAAGGCUGCUCCGCGUCACCCAGUCCAACAAGCUCGUCACAAGUAUGGUGCCCUCGGCGCCGAUCCGAGCGAGCAGCCGCGGACGACAUCUGACGUCGAUGCGUAUGUACCGCCUCGCGACCCUGGCAUCGUCGGAGGUGGAUCUCGCCUGGCGGCGCUCGAGGUGUGGCACAAGUCGCUGGAGAAUGGAGUAGACAACCUGGAACGCCGUCUCGCCGAGAUGACGGCGCGAUACGGGCAAGAGUAGACAGCCAACAACAUACACAGCCUUUCAGCAUUCUGUACCAUAGCCACACUGUUGACACAGCCCUCACAACGUCGAUGCAUGAUACACUUCUAGAAGUAUACGGAUGUACGCA